Gadus morhua (Atlantic cod) is the source of this 2315-nucleotide messenger RNA. Its product is annotated as tripartite motif-containing protein 35-like. The record is from RefSeq and is a predicted model, not a curated record. Bases 548 to 1897 code for a protein of 449 amino acids. The transcript has 2 exons. NCBI's taxonomy places the organism in Eukaryota, Metazoa, Chordata, Actinopteri, Gadiformes, Gadidae. Gene Ontology annotation, molecular function: zinc ion binding.
AUUUUAAAUGGGUACACACAGGCUACCGUCUACUUAACACUUUAUUCAGAAAUUAUCUGCGUUUUGUUGUGAUCUUUUUUUUUUUAUGAAAUGAAAAAUAAAAAUAAUAUAAGGCUUAAUGCAAGAUCUGCUGUCUGUUUGGUAUAAUUUGGAAUAGUGUUUAAGCAGCCUUGAACCUUGAACCAAAAUGGGGCGUUGCUUUUCGCCAAUACGCAGUUCCCUUUCUUUGAGACUUCAUAUGGCAACUUACCAAACAUGACGAGGUUCAGAUUGUUAUAUAGUCCAUUUACGAUGAUGGUAAUAAAGAAAUAUAAUAUUUUUUUCUCAAAUUAUUAUAAACAAAUACAUUUUAGAACUAAGGACAUAGUGGCCAUUUUCAGACUGUCGAUCAGAGCCGCUCUUUUCUGAUAGUGAGGGAAACUGUCACAGUGAUUCUCCGUCACUACUCAAACCGGAGAUUUGAAAUUGAAACAAAAGAGAGGUAACGAGAGAACACGAGGCCUCACAUAGCUGUCUGAUCAGUCGUUUUGGAUUCACUCUGACUACAAUGGCGUACACAUCCUCCCUAGUUGACGAUCUGUCCUGUUCGGUUUGCUGUGACAUUUUUAAAGACCCUGUUAUCCUAACGUGUAGUCACAGUUUCUGCAAAGGCUGUCUACAGACAUGGUGGACGCAAAACCAGGAACAGAACUGUCCACUUUGCAAGAGGAGAUCUUCAAGGCCCGAUCCACCCAGGAACAUUGCCCUGGAGAACCUGUCGGAGGCCUUCCAGCGGGAGAAUGCGGAUCUCUGCCCUCUGCACGGUGAGAAACUCAAGCUCUUCUGUCUCGAUGACCUGGAGACGGCGUGUCUCAUCUGUCGAGAUUCUGAAAAACACGCUAACCACAGAUUCCUUCCUGUGGAGGAAGCUGCCCUGAGCCGCAGAAAAGAAAUGAAGAAAUUACUAAAACCCCAGAAGGAGAAGUUAAACGACUUUGUUGAGACCAAGAGAAAGUGUGAGGACAUAGCAGCACACAUUGAUCUCCAGGCCGCGCACACCGAGAGACAGAUUCAAAAGGAGUUUGAGAAGCUUCACCAGUUUCUCAAAGAUGAAGAGAAGUCCAGGAUCACUGCGCUGAGAGGCGAAAAGAAGUUGAAAGGUCAGAAGAUGAAGAAGGAGAUCGAGGAGCUGUCGAAGCAGAUAGAAACCACUUUGCACACAGUCACCGAGACGGAGCAGCAGCUGGGGGCUGGAGACAUUCCCUUCCUGAAGAAGUUCAAGGCUACAACAGAGAAAGUAGCCCAGCCCCCACCCUGGCCAUCUCUACCCGAGGGAGCGCUGCUGGACGUGGCCAAACACCUGGGCAACCUGGCCUACGCAGUCUGGAAGAAGCUGGAGGAGAACGUCUCCUACUCUCCUGUGAUCCUGGACCCCAACACCGCUGGCCCCGAUCUCCACCUGUCUGAGGACCUGACCAGCGUGAGACGUGGAGUGAGACAGCAGCUCCCUGAGAACCCAGAGAGGCUGAAGUAUGGCAUGCUGGGAUCUGAGUCACUUGAUUCAGGGACCUGUGAGGUAGAGGUGGGAGACAGCGCUCAGUGGGAGCUGGGUGUAACAUUCUUUCUUCGCCGCAGCAGUGUUGUUCAUUAUUGUAAGAUAGGAUUACAUAACGGUAGAUACAGAUCAGAAUCAUCACAUCAAUCUGGAGAAUGGGUUGAUCUCCCAGCGAAGCAGAAGUUACAGAGGAUCAGAAUGAAGUGGGGUCCGACCACUGAAGUAUCCUUCAGUGAUCCUAAAACCAACCAGACAAUCCACUCAUGGAAGAAGACCAUAUCAUUGGAGAAAUCGAAGGUUUUACCAUUCAUCAAUUCCACUGAUACAGUUCCUUUGAAGGUUUCCCCAGGGAAGGAGCUGUAACAGUGGGUUCUGGAGUUAGGAACCAUGUGAAUGUAAAUGUACUGCUCUUUAUUUCUGUGUUGUAAACCAUAUUCUGUAUUGUCCUUGUUGAUCCUUAAGCAAUGGAAAAAAGAAAAAGGAUUUGAAUAAUGCAAAUAAUAAUGUUAAGACAUGCAUGUUUUCUUGUCAGGUGGUCAGAGAUUAAUGUUGUGGUUUCCUAAUUAUGUAAAAUCAUGUUAUAGUUUUAAUUUGUAAAAUUAUGGAUUAUUACUAAAUAGAUUUAACAGGAUUAUGUAUUGCGUGAAUGUGGGACAUAACCAAGUAUUAGUAUUCGUUUUUAAAUCGAUCAGGGUGAUUGUUAGGGAUGCUUCACAGGUAAUUGGAAGGCCUGAUUGUCAGUUGGAUUUUGAAAUCAAUAAAGUUUAUUUUGGUAUGUGAA